CCUGCAAGGCCUGCUGGGAGUUGUUAUUCUUGGAGUAAUUCAAGAUGGCGCAGUCCUUAUCGGCUGAAGAGUUCGGUCGAAUACAGGAGCAGAUCAUCGAGCUGCGCACUCUGAAUUACGAACUUGAAGCGCAAAAUCAAAGACAAGAUUCUGAAAUCAAAAACCUCCAAGACAAAUUACUCUCACAAGAGAAAGAGCUUCAGAAAAGUCAAAAGAUUAUAAAUAAAAGCAAGCAGAAAAAGGAAUAUUCACUAUUGUUAGAGGAAAAUGAAAGUUUACAAAGACAGUUUCAGUCUCAAGAAGAGAAUUUUAAACUACAAAAUCAAACUCUCCUUCUGGAGAUAACAAGGCUAAAUGAAGAAAACGAUUCCUUGAAAAAGGAUUUUGAAAAAUUGCACAAGACUGGGUCACAAGAGAAUAGCAGUAAUGAUGCAGAAAUCAUCCGACUUAGGGCUGAAAAUGUAGCGUUGCAGAAAAGUCUUGCAAGUGCACAAGAAAGGUACGAUCAAGAGCUGGAAGCCUUACAGAAAAAUUCCAAACAAGCUACUGAAGAAGAAAAUGUUGAAAAUAAAAUUACGGAAUUAGAAAUCAAGGAUUCAUCUACUGAGCCUUUGAAUAUUACCGAUGGUGAUUCAAAUUCAAACAAUGAAAACGAUGACGUUAAUAAUAAAUUACAAUAUAUUUUAAAUGAAGAAUUAAAUGAACUUAGUAUAAAGAUACAAAGUCUACAAACUAAAGAUGUCCAAGUUAAUGGUGACAUUGGGUCAGAGGACAAUACCAAAGAGACUGAAAAUCACACCAUUGAUGUUGAAAUACAGUCUGUAAAGGACAGAAUAGUAACAGCAAUAUCACCUUUACUAUCUGCUGAUUCAAAGGUUAAUGGAAAUGCCAGAAUAAGUAAAGAGUCCUUUCAACAGUCUGAAGCUAAAGUUUUAUCAUUAGAGAGACAGGUGAAAGAAAUGUCAGGACUGCAAUUACGUCUGGACACCGAACUGGAGGAAAAACACCUUCUUCAAGAACAAUUACUACAGAGAGAGGAAAGUAGUCAAAAAGAAAUUGCGCAACAAAAAGAUGACAUUUCAAAGUUAACAGACAAGCUCAAAAAGAAACAAGAAAGGUUACUAAACAUGUUUUAAUUCCAUUUGAUUCACUCUAAAUUACAAUUUUUAAGUCAUACAAGUACAUAUU
This is a messenger RNA of Exaiptasia diaphana, 1188 nucleotides long. Its product is annotated as GRIP1-associated protein 1-like. Lineage: Eukaryota; Metazoa; Cnidaria; Anthozoa; Actiniaria; Aiptasiidae. The record is from RefSeq and is a predicted model, not a curated record. The transcript is spliced from 13 exons. Gene Ontology annotation, biological process: regulation of recycling endosome localization within postsynapse; regulation of modification of synaptic structure; neurotransmitter receptor transport, endosome to postsynaptic membrane. Gene Ontology annotation, cellular component: extrinsic component of postsynaptic early endosome membrane; postsynaptic recycling endosome; glutamatergic synapse. The coding region runs from base 45 to 1136 and encodes 363 amino acids.